GAUAGUUUGUUAGCUCAGUAUGGAACAGUGGAGAACUGUGAGCAAGUGAACACUGACACGGAGACUGCAGUUGUAAAUGUAACAUAUGGCAAUAAGGACCAGGCUAGACAAGCAAUAGAGAAACUGAAUGGGUUUCAGCUUGAAAACUAUUCCUUGAAAGUUGCAUACAUCCCUGAUGAAAUGGCAGCCCAGCAACCUCCGCAACAACAUCCCCAGGGAAGACGUGGAUUUGGACAGAGAGGUCCUCCAAGGCAAGGGUCACCCGGUGCAACAACAAGGCAGAAACCACAGUCGGACGUUCCUCUACGGAUGCUGGUUCCCACGCAGUUCGUAGGAGCCAUUAUUGGGAAAGAAGGAGCAACAAUCAGAAACAUUACAAAGCAGACACAGUCCAAAAUUGAUAUUCAUCGUAAAGAGAACGCAGGUGCUGCUGAGAAACCAAUUACUAUCCACUCAACUCCUGAAGGCUGCUCAACGGCUUGUAAAAUUAUUAUGGAGAUCAUGCAAAAGGAAGCUCAAGAUACUAAAUUUACAGAAGAAAUUCCCUUGAAGAUCCUGGCACAUAACAACUUUGUUGGCCGACUUAUUGGCAAAGAAGGAAGAAACCUGAAGAAAAUUGAACAGGACACAGAUACUAAAAUCACAAUAUCUCCAUUGCAGGAUUUAACACUCUAUAAUCCCGAAAGAACCAUUACAGUUAAAGGCAGUAUUGAAACUUGUGCCAAGGCUGAGGAAGAGAUUAUGAAGAAAAUCAGGGAGUCCUAUGAAAAUGAUAUUGCUGCUAUGAAUCUUCAAGCACAUUUAAUUCCUGGAUUAAAUCUGAAUGCCUUGGGUCUGUUCCCACCUUCUUCUUCAGGAAUACCACCUCCCGCAGUGAGUGUUGCCUCUGCUGCUGCUGCUGCUUCAUAUCCACCAUUUGGGCAACAGCCCGAGUCUGAGACUGUUCAUCUGUUCAUCCCAGCCUUGGCAGUUGGAGCUAUUAUUGGCAAGCAGGGACAGCACAUCAAACAACUUUCUCGUUUUGCAGGCGCAUCUAUUAAGAUUGCCCCUGCUGAAGGACCAGAUGCCAAGCUGAGAAUGGUUAUCAUCACUGGACCUCCAGAAGCUCAGUUCAAGGCUCAAGGGAGAAUCUAUGGAAAACUUAAAGAAGAAAAUUUCUUUGGCCCUAAAGAAGAAGUGAAACUUGAGGCUCACAUAAAAGUGCCAUCCUAUGCUGCUGGUAGAGUUAUUGGUAAAGGAGGCAAAACAGUAAAUGAGCUUCAGAACUUGACAAGUGCAGAAGUUGUAGUCCCUCGUGACCAGACACCUGAUGAAAAUGAUCAGGUGGUUGUGAAAAUAACAGGUCACUUCUAUGCAUGCCAGCUUGCUCAGAGAAAAAUUCAGGAAAUACUGGCUCAGGUAAGAAGGCAGCAGCAACAGCAAAAAACAUUGCAAAGCGGACAGCCUCAGCCAAGACGAAAAUAAAGGUUUAGGAAAUGGCCCAUCGGAGACAGAUGCCAGACCAAAGACAGACUGUGCGACAGAGAGACGGGUGGUGAGCACCUGUUGAAGUUAUAUGCAGAAGAUCCAUCAAGCCAAUCACCUGUUCGAGGACCAGGCAACCGUUGAACGCUGUCUCUGAGAAUGUAUUCUUUAGGCUCUCUCAAACUUUUGAAACCCAGCUUUAAAAUAAGGACCCCUUCACUUCCCUUUUGUUCUAUUCUCACAAUUUAACAUAAACUCGUUAGUCUUUUUUAUUGUUCUUAUUAUUCCCCAACAAUUUUAGAACUUGGUUUAAUGAAGCUUUCUCUUCUGAGUUCACUGGUUUAAAAAAAAAAAGAAAAGAAAAAAGAAAAAAAACAACAAAAAAAA
Messenger RNA from Antrostomus carolinensis (chuck-will's-widow), 1851 nucleotides. RefSeq names its product insulin like growth factor 2 mRNA binding protein 3 (gene IGF2BP3). Gene Ontology annotation, molecular function: RNA binding. The coding region runs from base 181 to 1464 and encodes 427 amino acids. The transcript has 12 exons. The record is from RefSeq and is a predicted model, not a curated record. Lineage: Eukaryota; Metazoa; Chordata; Aves; Caprimulgiformes; Caprimulgidae.